Molecule: messenger RNA, 815 nt
Organism: Rhipicephalus microplus (southern cattle tick)
Lineage: Eukaryota; Metazoa; Arthropoda; Arachnida; Ixodida; Ixodidae
Source: RefSeq, a predicted model, not a curated record
ACUUGGCUGCGCCUAGCAGUUAAAAGCCCACGCCGCAGACCCGGCCUGGCCGCACCGUGCGCGCUUCAAUGGCGUCUCUGCUCCCACUCGCGGUAGGUCUGGCCCUACUGCCAUUCGCGGAGCUCUGCGGGAAGACUCUGACUCGAAGCGGCAGGCUCACGUCACCCGGAUACCCGAUGUCGUACCCCCCGAACGUCCGCUGUUCAUACAUGCUGCGGCCACAGGGUCCCGGUGUAUGCGCCGUCGAGUUGAAAUUUGACGAUCUGGAUGUGGAUGGUCACAUGCCCCGCUGCGAGGCCGGCGAUGCAGUGCAACUCGGCUCGACGGGAGAGCGUUUCUGCGGUGUCGAGCCGCCACCACCCAUCGUGAUCCCGAUCACCACUGAGGGCCUUCGGAUGGAAUUCUACUCCAACGGCCACAGAAGCGGUACAGGUUUUGCGUUACAACUGACCCAGAUCGAGAACUCUUGUCCGAAAAAGGGCUCCGCUUGCGGUGACACCAUCAGCCAAGAGCGGUCCCGGCUGGAAGGGCCGCCAGUGGCAGGCGGCGCCUGCCUUUACCUGCUUCGAAAGUUCGACGAGGCCGUGUGCCAGGUGCAGGUGCGCUUUCAACGUUUCUCCGUGGGCCGCAAUGGUGCGUGCAACCAGGGGCGCCUGCUGAUCGCAGGACGCAGCCUUUGUGGAUCACGUAAUCCCAAUUCCAUAGAAACAUUCGAUUUCCCGUCCCAGACAUUAGCAUUUCUCUACCAACCAGGGGAUAGAGCGGAACAAGACAAGUUUGUAUUGGACAUUUUUCAAGAAACAUGUGACAAAUAG